AUGGCGGAUGAGCAGUGGACUGUCGAUGCCACCGAGGCGACCAACAUUUCCCUGGUCCAGCAUGGCCCUAAUGGCUUGACCAGGAUCGAGACUUUCCAGCCCCGGUUCACAUAUCCCAUCUUCGAAGAAGAGCGCAUUUUCGGCCACAAGGGGCUCAGGAUCACCAUUGACUUCAACGCUAGCGAUAUGCGACCACACUUUUCGACCUCGUCCGCCAAGAAAUACGCAGAUGUUAGUGGCACUGAGCCCGAAGAUGUCCGUGCUACGAUGGAGGAGUUCCUCCCCAAAGUUGCGUUCCAGAAGAGAUCCGACUUCGAAGCCGCAAUCAAGGAUGUUCCUGUGAGCUGGACACCACCAGGUGAACGCAUCGAGACCAUUACCAAGAACGGCGACACUUACGAGAUCUGGCGCGGAACUCUCGAUGACCCUGCUGUGAGGCAACUCGUCAAGCGACUUCAAAUAUUCGUCCUUUUCUUUAUCGAGGGUGGCUCUUACAUUGGGGUUGAUGCUGAGGGCAAGGACGAGCAAGACUCAACACUGGCUAGGUGGGCAGUAUACUUUGUCUACAAGAAGCAGCUCGAUACUGCCACAGAUACGACGAGCAAGUCACCACAGUACAUUUUCCAAGGCUACUCGACAGUGUACAACUUCUGGUUGUUCCAAGACCUCACCCCACCGUCCAGUCCGAAGCAGGAUCGGACGGCAGCAAUUCAGCCCAGAACAGAUGAAGCCUGGGAAUUGCCCAAGGGUGAUAUCUCCAUCAGAGACAUGGCUCACCGGGCGAGAAUAUCACAAUUUGUCAUUCUGCCACCAUUCCAAGGCAAGGGUAUUGGCGCCAUGCUCUACAACACCAUCUUUGGUCGUCACGUGCGAGAAGAGGCUACCAAGGAAGUGACUAUCGAGGACCCGAAUGAGGACUUUGAUCUGCUACGAGAUCUCUGUGAUAUGCGCUACUUGCGCAAGAACGAGCCAGACUUUGCCGCACUGAAGGUGAACAACAAGAUCCCGACCAUUCCCAAGUUCGGUGGUGUCUUACACAACGACACUCGCAUUACACUAUCGGACAAAAACGCAUCAAGCACAAGCGACGCCGAUGCUAGUGGUGUUGUCGACAUCGAUGCGCUGGAGAAGCUGCGCGUCAAGACCAAGAUUGCGCCUCGCCAGUUCUGGCGCUUGGUGGAAAUGCACCUCAUGUCGACCUUGCCUGAGUCCGUUCGUCCAGUGGCAGACUUGAGCGCGCCUAGGCCGGCUCCAAGCAAGGAGGACGAGCAUGCUUACACUCUGUGGAGGCUCCUGCUGAAGCAGCGGCUUUACCGCCGCAACAUAUCGAUUCUGGGCGAGUUUGAGAUCACCGAGCGCAUCCUUAAGCUCAACGAGACAGUGUCGAACGUGGAGGGCGAGUAUGCUCGCAUUCUUGAGAGACUGGACGCCACACCGUCGUCCGCGGCUGACAAAAAUGGAAAGCGUAAGGCUGACGACUUGGGGCUUGAGAAGACGUUGGUUAGCAAGAGGGUGCGCAUCGAGGAGCCGUAG
Messenger RNA from Microdochium trichocladiopsis, 1533 nucleotides. RefSeq names its product histone acetyltransferase type B catalytic subunit. The transcript has 3 exons. The coding region runs from base 1 to 1533 and encodes 510 amino acids. The record is from RefSeq and is a predicted model, not a curated record. Gene Ontology annotation, molecular function: histone binding; histone H4 acetyltransferase activity. Gene Ontology annotation, biological process: subtelomeric heterochromatin formation. NCBI's taxonomy places the organism in Eukaryota, Fungi, Ascomycota, Sordariomycetes, Xylariales, Microdochiaceae. Gene Ontology annotation, cellular component: nucleus.